Molecule: messenger RNA, 451 nt
Organism: Drosophila miranda
Lineage: Eukaryota; Metazoa; Arthropoda; Insecta; Diptera; Drosophilidae
Gene: Z600
Product: protein Z600
Exons: 1
Coding region: 73-321 (82 amino acids)
Source: RefSeq, a predicted model, not a curated record
GGCUAAUGGAAAUCAGUAGCAAGCCGACAACUUCAAGCAACACAAUAUAUCCACAAUAAUAAGCCUGAAAUCAUGUCGAGCUCCGAGACCGAAACCAGCCAAAUUUUGCAACGCCUGAACAGCCUAAAAAUUGUAGAAGCUCCGAGAGACGACAGCAAAAGGGAAUGCUUCUCAUCAUUGGUACCAGCUACCCCCAGCUGCGGGGGACAAGGAAAAUUUCAAACGGAGCCUAAGAAACGACGCAAGAUAAAACUCAAUCGAGUCUACACCUAUGAGGCGGAUACACACUUUAUCAAGGCGCGCAAGUCUUUGAACUUUUAAUCAACAAACAACAACACUACAACAUAACACAACCUGAUGUAAUCAUUAUAAUUAUAAGCAGCACUGAUUUCAAAUCGGAAAUACGUUCCCAGCACAAAUACAAUAAAGUAUAUUUUAUUUCAUCAAUCUA